Molecule: messenger RNA, 1610 nt
Organism: Coregonus sp. 'balchen'
Lineage: Eukaryota; Metazoa; Chordata; Actinopteri; Salmoniformes; Salmonidae
Source: the annotation of a GenBank genome assembly
CCUGAUGAGCUGACCAAUGCGUUGGAGAUCAGUAACAUAGUGUUCACCAGUCUGUUUGCCUUGGAGAUGUUACUCAAGGUGUUGGUCUAUGGGCCAUUCGGUUACAUCAAAAAUCCCUACAACAUUUUUGACGGAAUCAUAGUGGUCAUCAGGUAAGAUCUCACACACAACAAACUACACCAGAUUGUCAUUAAUCUCUCAUGGACAGAUGUACGUAACCUAAAUGGUAGUAGCAUCUGUCGACAGACUGUGGGAUGCCACGACUAACGAGGAACUUUCACACCGGGCGCAGACGUCAGUGCAACGUCUAGUUUUGAUUUACAUUUGGUUGAGUUGUCAACUAACGUGAAUUCAACGUGAAAUCAACAAAAAAAUUCACCAUAUUGUUGGAUUUUGUUAAAAGUUGAAUGGCCCUUACGUUGAUAACUUUGCAAAUCCAUUUAGUUUUCCACAUUGAUUCAACGUCAUCACAAACAUGGGUGGGUUGAAAUGAUGUGGAAACAACGUUGAGUCAACCAAUUUUUGCACAGUGGGUUGUUCCGGUAUGCUGAUUUUUUGUCACUGAUCGUUUGGACAAAUCACGAUUUUGCAGGUGCUCGCAUAUUUCGAAUUUCGGAAGGGGAGGGCCUAUAUACUUGCCGAAACUAUCUGACAGUUUCUGUUUAGAGAGUUGGAGACAUUUCUAGUCUUGUCAGUACAUUUUCAAUAUAAUACGUCUCCCCCAGAACUAAAUUGAGCAUCUGACAUAAUUACACAAGAUUUUAGUUCUGGGUGUCCGAGAUUAGGUUGUCAUAAACAAGGCUGUGUUUGAUUUACAUGACAAAUUAGUUUAUAACUUAUGGCACACUGCCAGUCUUCACUGUGUAAGAUAUCAAGGCCUCACUCAGGUUUGUAACAGCUUUAAAUAUGUAUUUUUCCUUCCAAUUAAUGGCUUAUCCUGUAACGGACAAUGAAUAUGUGUGGUCCUCUGUAGCUCAGUUGGUAAAGCAUGGCACUUGCAACGCCAGGAUAUUGGGUUAAUUAUCAGUAGGACCCAUACGUAAAACAAAUAUAUGCAUUCUAGACUGUAAGUCACUUUGGAUAAAAGCAUCUGCUAAAUGGUAUAUAGUAUAUUUAAGCAGUAAGGCCCGAGGGGGUGUACUAUAUUGCCAAUGUACCACAGCUAAGGGCUGUUCUUACGCAUGACGCAACGCGGAGUGCCUGGAUACAGCCCUUAGCCGUGGUAUGUUGGCCAUAUACCACAAACCCAUGCAGUGCCUUAUUUAUAUUAUAAACUGGUUACCAACGUAAUUAGAGCUGUAAAAAUAAAUGUUUUGUCAUACCCGUGGUAUACGGUCUGAUAUACCACGGCUGUCAGCCAAUCAGCAUUAAGGCCUCGAACCACCUAGUUUAUAAAUAUAAUAAUAUGUGUUCUCUCUCUCCUCAGUGUAUGGGAGAUCGUGGGUCAGCAGGGUGGUGGUCUGUCUGUGUUGCGUACCUUCAGGCUGAUGCGUGUGUUGAAGCUGGUGCGCUUCAUGCCUGCACUACAGAGACAGCUGGUGGUGCUGAUGAAGACCAUGGACAACGUGGCCACCUUCUGUAUGCUACUCAUGCUCUUCAUCUUCAUCUUC